AUGUGUGGAAGAUUUGCAAUGGGAAUUGUAUGUAUUUACCAACUCAAUUGGAUUAGUACUAACUCAUCCAGGAUGUUUCAUCAAUUCCACAAGAAUUUAAUCAAACUGUAUUACACAACGAUCAAGAACCAAAUGAACAGAAUCGUGGGGUUUACGACUAUGAAGUAGAUAAAGAAAACGUUCAACUCGAUACAAAUAAUGUAAUUGAUUGGGAACCAUCAUUCAAUAUAGCACCUACGAAUACAGCACUUAUAAUCUACAUGGUCCAACCACCAAAAGGAGUAGCUUAUAAAUACAUUGUCGAAAGUUCAAAAUUCGGCUUAGUUCCAACUUGGGCAAAACCAACAGAUUCAACACCCAAAGGAGCAAAUUCAGACAGUCCAGGUCAACCGUAUUCUAAAGAAUUGGGAAAACAUCAAAGUAAAUGGUUUAAUUGUCGUCGUGAAUCAUUAUCUCAACAUCAAUCAGUAUGGAAUGCAAGUAAAAAACAUAGAUGUGUUAUUCCAAUUAUGGGAUAUUUUGAGUGGUUAAAAGCUAAAAAUGAUAAGAUUCCAUAUUAUCUUCAUUCGGAAAAGUCAGAUUUGGUUUACCUUGCUGGUUUUUAUUCCCAUAAUACAAAUUAUGAUGAUUUCAAGAAUAUAAAUGGGGAAUAUUUAAGUACAUUUACAAUUAUAACUGCUCCAGCUAUCAAAAAUGAUUCAAAAGAUUUGAGCUGGUUACAUUCUAGAAAACCAAUGAUGCUUGAACCGGGAUCAAGUGAGUGGUUUGAUUGGUUGAAUCCAAAUAAUGAAUGGGAUGACGCACUAAUUGAGACGGUUUUGAAUUCUACUGCUAAUAUUGCUUAUCAAUAUAUUGAAGGGUACAUUGUGUCUAAAGAUGUUGGAAACCCCGGUUAUAAAACUGAAGAUAUUAUAAAGAAAGUAAAUGGUAAACCACAACAGGAGAUUACUUCAUUUUUUGGUAGAAAGGGAAAGAAAGAACAAGUUGAAAUGAAACCUGAGGAAAAACCAACCAAGGCUGAGAAGAAUCCAGUUAAAGCUGAGAAGAAGAAAGAAGAUGAAGAAAAACCAAAGAGAGAAACAAGAGGUAGACCUUCGAAGAAAGAAACUGAAGAAAUGAGAGGAGAUGAAGAAGAAGAGGAAGAAGAACCUAAGAAAGAAACUAGAGGUAGACCAAAGAAAGAAGAAACUGAAGAAGAUCAACCAAAGACAAGAGGUAGACCAUCAAAGAAAGAAACUGAAGAAAAGAGACAAAUAAAAGAAGAACAAGAAGAAGAACAACCAAAGAAAGAAACAAGAGGUAGGCCUCCUAAGUCAGAAACUGAAAAGAAAAAGGGUGCUGAUGAAGAACAAGAAGAACAAGAUUAUCAAGAAGAAGAUUUGGGUCCAGAAGAAGAAGAAGAUAUUAACGAAGAAGAGGAACCUGAAGUAAAAAUAGAGGAAAUGGAGCAAGAAGCAGCAGAGCCAACAGAAGAAGAAUAUAAAGAGAAACAUCCUGGAACCGCAAAAGAAGAAUUAAAAGCACCUGGAAUCAAAGAAGAGGAAGAACCAGAAGAGGACUUAGAAGAACAGGAAUAUCAAGAAGAAGAUUUAAGUGAUCAUGAAGCUGAAGAAGAAGCGGAAGAAGAAGCGGAAGAAGAAGCGGAAGAGGAAUUCGAAGAGGAUGAACCAAAACCAAAAAAAACAGACAGAAAACCAACCAAAAAACAUGCUAAUGAUAAUAAUGAUAAUGAUGAUUCAAUAGCAAAAAGAAUCAGAAGAGAAAGGAAAUAA
Insectozyma verbasci is the source of this 1772-nucleotide messenger RNA. The record is from the annotation of a GenBank genome assembly. Lineage: Eukaryota; Fungi; Ascomycota; Pichiomycetes; Serinales; Debaryomycetaceae.